Messenger RNA from Caenorhabditis remanei, 1719 nucleotides. RefSeq lists its product as uncharacterized. Gene Ontology annotation, cellular component: cytosol; mitochondrion; aminoacyl-tRNA synthetase multienzyme complex. Lineage: Eukaryota; Metazoa; Nematoda; Chromadorea; Rhabditida; Rhabditidae. The transcript has 4 exons. The record is from RefSeq and is a predicted model, not a curated record. Bases 1 to 1719 code for a protein of 572 amino acids. Gene Ontology annotation, molecular function: lysine-tRNA ligase activity; tRNA binding; ATP binding. Gene Ontology annotation, biological process: lysyl-tRNA aminoacylation.
AUGAGCGAGCCAGAGGCCAAAUUGAGUAAGAAUGAGCAGAAGAGGCUCGCCAAGCAAGCCAAGAAGGAUCAGGAACGUCUUGAGAAAGAGGCUGCAAAACUGAAUGUUGCGGUAGCGGAUGCUCCAAAAGUUCCUCGUGAAGCUGAUCCAUCGGACCCACAGGAGUACUUCAACAUGCGAGUCCGGAUGAUUGAAGCCAGAAGAGCUGCGGGAGAGAAUCCAUUCCCACACAAGUUUAACGUGACGAUCUCUCUAACCGACUUUAUUGCCAAGUAUUCUCCGCUCGAAAAUGAACAAGUCGCCGAGGAAAUUGUUUCGGUUGCUGGAAGAAUUCAUUCCAAACGUGAAUCGGGAUCAAAACUCGUCUUCUACGAUAUUCACGGAGAGGGAACGCGAAUUCAAAUUAUGGCAAACGCAAAGUUCCAUACUGGAGAUGUCGAUUUCGUGACAUUGCAUGACCGUAUCAAACGAGGUGAUAUCGUUGGAUUCACUGGACAGGCUACAAGAACCAAGGCCGGAGAACUGUCUUUGAUCCCUAAAGAGGUUUUGCAACUCACUCCAUGUCUCCAUAUGCUUCCACAUUCUCACUUUGGACUCAAAGAUAAGGAAUUGAGAUUCCGCAAGCGUUAUUUGGAUCUCAUCUUGAAUCCUCGCAUCAAGGACAACUUUGUGAUUCGCAGCAAGAUCAUCACUUUCCUCCGCCGCUAUCUUGAUAAUCUUGGUUUCCUUGAAGUUGAAACUCCAAUUAUGAACCAAAUUGCUGGAGGUGCCACAGCUAAGCCUUUCAUUACCCAUCACAAUGACUUGGACAUGAACCUCUUCUUGCGUGUCGCUCCAGAAUUGUACCACAAAAUGCUUGUGGUCGGUGGAAUCGAUCGUGUUUAUGAGGUCGGACGUUUGUUCCGUAACGAGGGAAUCGACUUGACCCACAAUCCUGAAUUUACCACAUGCGAAUUCUACAUGGCGUACGCUGAUUACGAGGAUGUCAUUCAACUCACCGAAGAUCUUCUGAGCAGUAUGGUUUUGGCUAUCAAGGGAACUUAUAAGAUUGAAUACCAUCCAAACGGCCCCAACACCGAGCCAGUCUACGAAGUAGACUUCACUCCUCCAUUCAAGAGAGUCCAUAUGUAUGAUGGACUUGCUGAGAAGCUUGGAGUGAAACUUCCUGAUCCAUCGACUUUGGACACCGAAGAAGCUCGCCAAGUGUUCGAUAAGCUCUGCCGCGACAACGAGGUCGAUUGUUCGGCUCCACGUACCACUGCUCGUCUUCUCGAUAAACUCGUUGGAGAGUAUCUCGAGAGUACCUUCAUUUCUCCAACUUUCCUUAUCGGACAUCCUCAAAUCAUGUCACCUCUCGCGAAAUGGCACCGUUCGAUUCCAGGACUCACUGAGCGGUUUGAAUUGUUCGCUGUAACUCGUGAAAUCGCUAACGCUUACACCGAGUUGAAUGAUCCAAUCACCCAAAGACAGCGUUUCGAACAACAAGCCAAGGACAAGGAUGCUGGAGACGACGAGGCUCAGAUGAUCGAUGAGACAUUCUGCAAUGCCUUGGAAUACGGUCUUCCACCAACCGGAGGAUGGGGAAUGGGUAUCGACCGCCUAUCAAUGAUUCUCACCGACAACAACAAUAUCAAGGAGGUUUUAUUGUUCCCAGCAAUGAGACCGGAAGAUGGAACGGAAAAGAAACCAGAAGGAGACGCUCCAUCUACAUCUGCUUAA